Messenger RNA from Oryza brachyantha (malo sina), 943 nucleotides. Its product is annotated as NADH-quinone oxidoreductase subunit B-like. The record is from RefSeq and is a predicted model, not a curated record. The coding region runs from base 88 to 681 and encodes 197 amino acids. The transcript is spliced from 2 exons. Lineage: Eukaryota; Viridiplantae; Streptophyta; Magnoliopsida; Poales; Poaceae. Gene Ontology annotation, biological process: aerobic respiration; mitochondrial respiratory chain complex I assembly; electron transport coupled proton transport. Gene Ontology annotation, molecular function: NADH dehydrogenase (ubiquinone) activity; 4 iron, 4 sulfur cluster binding; quinone binding.
CUCUCUCUCCCACCUCCUUGGAUCCGCCUCGCUCUCCUCCUCCUCCUCCACGCGCGGGCGGCGGGGGGAACCCUAACGCGAACGGCGAUGGCGCUGCUCCCGCGGGCGGCGCGGGCGGCGCUGCUCUCGGCCCCUCGGGCUUACUCGGCAGCCGCGGCGGGGGCCGCCCCGGCGCGGUACACGGGGGCGCCGCCGCCGGCGCCCGAGUCGAAGGCGGCCGAGUUCGUGGUCUCCAAGGUGGACAACCUCAUGAACUGGGCGCGGAGGGGGUCGAUCUGGCCCAUGACGUUCGGGCUGGCCUGCUGCGCCGUCGAGAUGAUGCACGCCGGCGCGUCCCGCUACGACUUCGACCGCUUCGGCGUCAUCUUCCGCCCCUCCCCGCGCCAGUCCGACUGCAUGAUCGUCGCUGGGACGCUCACCAACAAGAUGGCUCCCGCGCUCCGCAAGGUUUAUGAUCAGAUGCCUGAGCCUCGAUGGGUUAUUUCUAUGGGCAGCUGCGCCAAUGGUGGUGGAUAUUACCAUUACUCCUACUCUGUUGUGCGCGGAUGCGACCGUAUUGUUCCUGUGGAUAUUUACGUCCCAGGAUGCCCUCCAACUGCUGAGGCUUUACUGUAUGGUGUCCUCCAGCUCCAAAAGAAGAUCAACAGGCGCAAGGAUUUCCUUCACUGGUGGACGAAGUGAAUCAUUUUUGUUGUUGCUCUUGGUUGUUUUACUUGUUUGGACCCAAAUUGUCGUCCUAAAUAAGACUGGCCUUGCGCUGGGAUCUGCAAAUUAUUUGUGCCUGGAAGGAUGAAUACCCAGGUCGUGUUGAUGCCAGUUCCACAUCAAUCGACUAGACCAGUGUUGGAACGGGUUUUUCUUUACAUUGUAACUCACCAUGUUAACUCCGAUUCUGCAACGGUUCAUCUCAAGCGCAAUUUGAGUGCUGUAUCUUUUCCCUUCA